AUAGAUCAAAAUGGUUAGAAAGGACAGUGAAAGCAGCUGCUCCAGCGAUGGAAGCCACACUCACGAGGACUACACUUUGGCCAACGACGCCGUCGUCACCAAGUACCAGGUUGCUGCUGAAAUCACCAAUGCUGUUCUGAAGGAGGUCCUCGCCAACAUUAAGGAAGGAGCCAUCGCUGGAGAUCUUUGCGAUCUCGGAGACAAGCUGAUUCUCGAGAAAACUGGAAAACUCUACAAGAAGGAGAAGAACUUCACCAAGGGAAUCGCCAUGCCAACUUGCAUUUCUAUUGACAACUGCAUUUGCCAUUACACUCCGCUCAAGUCCGAAGCUCCAGUAGUGUUGAAGAAUGGACAAGUCGUCAAAGUCGAUCUCGGAACACACAUCGAUGGUCUCAUCGCCACCGCCGCUCACACCGUUGUAGUUGGAGCUUCCAAGGACAACAAAGUAACCGGAAAGCUUGCCGAUCUUCUCCGCGGAACCCAUGAUGCGCUCGAAAUCGCCAUUCGUUCCCUCCGUCCAGACACUGAGAAUACCACCAUCACAAAGAACAUCGACAAGACCGCUGCCGAAUUCGGACUUACCCCAAUCGAGAACAUGCUCUCCCACCAGCUCGAGAGAAACGAGAUCGACGGAGAGAAGAAGAUCAUUCAAAACUCUGGAGAGAAGCAGAAGGGAGAAAUCGAGAAGAUCAAGAUCGACAAGCACGAGGCUUACGCCAUCGAUAUCCUCUUCUCCACCGGAAAAGGACAGCCAAAGGACAUGGAUACUCGUACCACCGUCUUCAGAAAGAACGAGCAAGUCAGCUACCAGCUCAAGAUGAAGGCUUCUCGUGUCUUCUUCUCCGAUGUCAACAAAGUGCACGGACCAAUGCCAUUCUCUCUGCGCAGCUUCGAGGAGGAAGUCAAGGCAAAGAUGGGAGUUGUCGAGUGCGAGAAAUACGGACUCCUUGUUCCAUAUCCAGUGUUAUACGAGAAGGAAGGAGAGCUCGUCGCUCAAUUCAAGGCCACCGUUCUUGUUAUGCCAAACGGACUCCUGAAGAUUGCUGGACUCCCAUUCGAUUCGGACGUGUACCAAUCUGAUUUGACCGUCAAGGACCCGGAACUCCAAGCCGUCCUGAAAUCCGCCCUCAAGCCAAAGAAGAAGAAGGAGGCCAAGAAGGACGAGCCAGCAGCCAAGAAAGCAUAAACUCACCCUUUUCACUUUCUAUUUAUGAUUGCCCUUUUGGACCUCUCUUUCCUACUAUCCCCUAUCUGCCUCUUUAAUGGUAUUUAAAAUGCCGAUGGUUUUCUGUCACUAAUGAUUUCCAAGGUUGAGACUGGGUUUUGUAUUGGGUAAAAGCCGUAGUCUCAGAACUACGCUCAUUUCACUGCUUUUAGUUUCUCUUCCCUGGUAGACAACAAAAUCAUUCUGUUAAAAUCUCGAUGUUAAACAUUUCCACCUCUUCCCACUAUUAUCCUUUUUCUCUUUUCUUCCUUGUGUUCAAUUAUCAUUAUUAUUUUUUGUUGGUUUAUUCUCGGUUAUGUCUGUGAGCCGUUUAAUUCAUCUAUGAUAGGAAUCCGGUUGUUGAUUUGGGAUCACAUUCACUUUAUUGAUGAAAAAAGCCUGAUCAUAUACUUGUUCUCAGUUUCCCUUCCCAAACCCCCGUUAAUUUUUUUUUCUCAGUUUGUGUCCAAUAAAUUGAAAUCAGCAGC
Messenger RNA from Caenorhabditis elegans, 1692 nucleotides. RefSeq names its product Peptidase M24 domain-containing protein (gene W08E12.7). Lineage: Eukaryota; Metazoa; Nematoda; Chromadorea; Rhabditida; Rhabditidae. The record is from RefSeq and is marked reviewed.